Molecule: messenger RNA, 3398 nt
Organism: Eurytemora carolleeae
Lineage: Eukaryota; Metazoa; Arthropoda; Copepoda; Calanoida; Temoridae
Exons: 11
Coding region: 36-1865 (609 amino acids)
Cellular component (GO): cytoplasmic ribonucleoprotein granule; nucleus
Molecular function (GO): RNA endonuclease activity; mRNA binding
Source: RefSeq, a predicted model, not a curated record
CCCACUUAUUUUGUAAUUUUCAGGUUUGAACUAGAAUGUACUCAAUGGAUGAACUAUCGAAGAAAUGUAAUGAAGAAGAUGAAAUGAGCAAAGCUAUUUUACUUUCUCUCGAGGACAGCUUCAGGAGUACACACGGUAUUUACAGCACUCCUCAAACAAGAUCUAACUCCAGUACGUUCCUAGAUUCAGGUUUAUCUGAAGACGAACAAUUUAAGCGUGCUCUUUAUGUGUCGGCAAUAGAAGCUGGAUCGGAUGUUCCGAAUGAUUUUGAUCAGUUUUGCUGCCAAGUUGAACCGGAGAAAUCAAGCGAUGCUUCGAACCUUUCAUUCGAGAAAUGGAAGAAUCGUCCAAUUUCAGAGCGCAUCUGCGAAGCUAAAGGUGGCACUGGCCAACUGGCCGAAAGCAAGUCCAAAACAUUGGAUUACAGCUCUUCCUUUGAUUCGCCGUCUUAUUCCUCCUCUUCCUUAACAAGUUUAAAUGGAUAUCAAUCAGUUAGUGGCAUAUCCCAUAUUCCUGAGACGACCUUUAAGAACGAUAUCGGAAGUUUUAACUCUACCGCCCGCGGUGCCGAGGCAUUUUUUCCUCAAAUCCGUCCGCCCUCAGCAGCUCCGGCUCCCAGUGUUUUAACGUCAUCUUCCCUUAAUCUUUUUGAUAUCUAUAAACCUGCAUCUUCUUCGAAUUAUUUAAAUUCUUAUCCAUCAUUAAGUAUUAUUAAUUCAUCUUUAAAUCAUCUUAAUAGUCCCGGUUAUUCUCCCUCCGACCUUUUAAAUAAUUCAGAUGCUUUUUCUCCGACGGAUUCUACUCCUUCUAAUUUAUUUAAUGGUUCUAUAUCCUCCGCUUCUCAUGGUUUUGAUUCUACUAAUUUUAAAUCUGUAUCCUCGAAUAGUUCUCAACCCGACAUUGGACACGACGAAGAUGAAACAUUAAGAUUGGUUUUGGAGCUUUCUAAAAAAGAGAUUAGAUUGGACGCAGAGGAGCAAAAACGAAUUGAAGCUGAGGAGUUUGAAGCGCAAACUAAAUUUCUUAUUGAAGAAUCUAAAUUACUCGACAUGACGGAUAAGUUACGACAAGAUUUAAAAAUUGAGACAAGGUCUGGAAACUACUCGUAUAAUUACAAUAAAGAAAACCUAACUGCUAUCGAACAAAGAACACUGGAAAAUAAACUUACCCAAGAAGCAAAAUUCAGAGAGCUUGACUUUCAACCAUAUGAUCUUAUUCCUGAUAUUGACGACGAUUGGGAGGACCCCUCCAAGGAAGAUUGGCAACCGGCCGGUGGCCGGCGUGUCAGGCGGGUCAGUUUGACGAGUUGGAAACCUGCUGUUCCAUCCCCCGGGAUAACUAAUUCACAAUCAAUGUACAAUCCAGAGGAGUUUGUGGCUGUUACUGGCCAGAAACGGUUGAUCGUGAUUGAUGGGAGCAAUGUUGGAUACAGUCAUGGUCUUCAUGAAACCUUCUCCCUGCAUGGAGUCUGUAUCUGUAUAGAGUAUUUUACCAAGAUGGGUCACGAGGUUGUUUCCUUCCUGCCUCCGAGCCGGUACAACUUCUCGAGCGCAGAGGAGAAGGAGACCAUGGACGUUAUGAUUAACUCUAAACUCCUCGUAAUCACGCCGCAGCGCAAAUUGCCGUGUGGUCGGAUUGUUAGCAGUUACGAUGAUCUUUUUAUCAUAAAAUACGCGGCCUCCAAGCGCGGGAUAAUCGUGUCCAACGACCAGUAUCGGGAUAUAAAAGAACGUGGUAAUCCCGAUUACACAGAACAAGUGGAGAAUAGGGUUUUAUCCUUCUCCUGGCAUGGGGAUACGUUCAUGGUUCCUGACGAUCCUUUGGGUAGGGAUGGACCUGCUCUUACGCAGUUCCUUCAUCAUUAAUCAGAUCAUUAAUCCGAUCAUUAAUCCGAUCAUUAAUCCAUUCAUUAAUCCAUUCAUCCUAUGUUUAGUUAAUCCAUUCAUAAAAUGCUUCGUUAAUCCAUUCAUUGAAUAAUGAUUGCAUUCACCGUUAAUUAAUUAAAUAAUUGAUUAAUUAGUACAUUAAUUAGUUUUUAAAAGUGGUUUUCAAAACUUAAAAUAUGUAAAUGACUAAAAUCUUUAUUUACUCAGUAUUUGAUUCGUGUUUUUGCUUAAACUUCAAUUAUUUAUGGAUUGCUCAAUUGAUCUAUUGAUUGAUCGAAUAGAUUCAUGUACGUUAAGUGGUAAGAGAAGAAAAAUGAUUUUUAAAAUUUAUUUCAGCUAAUUUAUUAACUGAGAUGAAUUCAUGAUUAUUAUUGACACCAUUACUUUCCUUAUUAUUUCCUUUAUAAUCCGAGAACUCAAAUUAUGGUAAAUAAAAAACAUAUAAAAAAACAGCAGAUCAUUAAACCUUGUAUGAACAUUUUUUUACUUAAUUUAGAUAUAAGCUCUUGUAAUAAUUAGAAUAUACAUAUUUAUUGAUUGAAAUCUGUUAUUAUUGGCGUAAAGAUAGUGUUUUACAAAGAAUUUAGUUUUCGUAGAUAUAAUGUUGUAUAAGUAUGUAAUUAAUUGUUGUUCGUAUUAAACUAGACUUGUCAAGGAUGGAUAUGGGAAUUUUUAAGAUGGUACAUAUGGUCCAUGAAAGUUUUCAAUUUCCAGAUGUAUGUUAACUUUGUUCCGCCCCCUGACUCGUCUGUUUAAAAUAUAUAAUUAUUGAAUCUAAUGUUUGUAACAUAAUAUGCUUUACAUCUUGUUAAGAAAUGUAUUUACUCGAAUAAUUAUAAUAACACUUUAUCUAGCAAUUAAUCGCUAAUUUCUAGUUGAAUUAUUACCAACAACUUAAACCCCAUAAUUUUUCUGGUAAAGGUCAACCGAGACUCCUUUUCUUGAUAUCACUCUUUCCAAAAUUAAACAACAACCUUUUUUAAAAUGAAACUUUUAAAAAUUUAUUUUGAUAUUUUUGUAUUUUAUUGUGAUCUAUAGUUCGUGUACAUUUUUGCAGGGGUAUCCCCCCUCCCCAUUUAAAGUUACAGCUUACAAAAAAGAAGGCCUCUUAGUGGAGUAGAAUUCUUGUAAUCCUAUUCCACUGCAUAACUACACUGCCUAACUUAGUUUUGUAUAGUUUUAUAGGUAUGUCUUACAGUCCCUUUAAUAACAGUACUGUAAAGUACCAAACACGGUGCCUGACUACUGACUAGUUCCUUAUUUAGAGAGAGUUAUUUUCCCAUUGUAUAACAACAGUAACAACGUGUAAAAAAAUUAACAAAAUUCAAAGAAAAUAGCUUAAACAAGAAUAUUAUUUACAUUUUAUAAUUUUUUAACAAAUAAUUUUGUAAUACUUGUAAACGUUACUCGUCUAUAAACUGUAAAAUCUUGUAAACAUGUCAUGUAAGUGAUGUACUGCACCAAUUUGUAAACAUUAACUGGAGAAAAAUUUCAAUAUAGUUUUGUACACGA